AUGCGAGGAAUUGUACAGUUAACAUUUAUUAAUGACAAAGAGGAUAUUCAAUGGCUGAAUUCAGGAAAUGCGGCCAGGCACCGCCACCCGAUCUUCACAGAUGUCGAACGCCGAGAUAUGACCCUUGAGAUCAUCUCUUCUGUACCCGACCAGAAUCCCGACCAGGCAAUUGUUGAUCUAGAAAGGUUCGACUCGGAUAUCAGUUGCUCAAACCCAUCCUCGCUAUUUCGGGGACCUUUUGGUGCUUUCAGAUGCCCACAACCGCCGCAGCUUGAACCAUCACCUUCCAAUACAGAUGAGCUGCCUCCAUCCUUCCUUGACUGGUUCGAGCAGCUUGAGGAGCUGCCAAUAGAGGAAGAUUUUAAUCAGUCAGUGUUCAGUCUGGACGCCCUAGAUGCUCUGAAUACAGACUACGGUGAGAGCUUGAUCUCAGAAGAGCCCAGUCUAGAGCCACCUCAGAGCAUUGGGGCGAAUUUCCACGAGCUGAGUCUACCAGCAGAGCUCAAUCCCUAUGUAUCCAUGAUAAAAGGCGACCCGGAAAUGCGACGCGCCUAUCUCGUCCAAACAGAAAAACUCAUUUGUGUCAAGGGACUCAGCCAACCGGCGCUGUCAGCCAACAAAAGAGCAUUGCACCACUGUUAUGCCUAUAUGCGAAUUAUGGCCGAGACAACCUGCAUUGCUGAUAGAUUGACCGUGAUUCCCUCCGGGACAAGCGAUACCUUGAGCGACAACACAAUAUAUGGAGGUGACUUCCGUGUCUAUCCCAAUCUGAUAUUCUCGACAACCACAAUGAGCAUGGAAAAAGACCCAGGCAUGGCACAACGUGAUCUCCACCUCGCGAUACCCGGCCGAUGGAGCUCAACAUUAUUUCCCACACUAUACGGAAUCGAUGAAAUAUUUCUCAUGCUACUGUCCCAAGUGAUCCGCCUUGCCAACGAGCGAGAUUUUUCAAUGAUGUCUGCUGCAGCAGAAAGUCGACUCAGCCUGAAGGAAUUUUGGACUCGAGCAAAGGGUCUGGAAAAUGCUAUCGAUCAUUUGCUAUCCACUACAAACCCAAGCUGUGUUCAACCUUACGAUGAAACCCUCUCAAUAGUCAUGACUGCAACAGCUCAAGCAAUGUACACGGCAUUAUCAAUUUUCUUCCAUCGCCGAAUAUACGAAAUUGAUCCUAUAAUGCUCCAGGGCAAGGUCGCUGCAAUUCGGGGCUACCUAAUCCAAAUUCAACAGGAGGAAAGCCAUCAGAAGGAUAGUAGCAAUGCUGCGCUGAUCUGGCCAGCUUUUAUCACUGCUUGUGAGGCUGUUAGUCCUGAAUUACAGGUGUUCUUUUCGUCAUGGUUUGAUAAUUGUGCUCGGACGACAGCGUUGGUUCAUGCAUCAGUUGCUCAACAGAUAUUUGAGACAAUAUGGACCAAAAGACGCGAUGUGAGCUUGUGUGGAGGAACAUUUAGCUGGCCAGAUAUUUUACGGGAUGGGGAUAUCAAGUUUAUGUGUAUAUGA
Messenger RNA from Penicillium crustosum, 1497 nucleotides. RefSeq lists its product as uncharacterized. Gene Ontology annotation, biological process: positive regulation of transcription by RNA polymerase II. The transcript is spliced from 3 exons. Bases 1 to 1497 code for a protein of 498 amino acids. The record is from RefSeq and is a predicted model, not a curated record. Gene Ontology annotation, cellular component: nucleus. Lineage: Eukaryota; Fungi; Ascomycota; Eurotiomycetes; Eurotiales; Aspergillaceae. Gene Ontology annotation, molecular function: transcription cis-regulatory region binding; DNA-binding transcription factor activity.